AUGGCGCCCCCGCCCGUGCCGGCCCCUCCUCCACCACCCGCCGCAUCUGCCUCGCCCUCGAACGAGCUGCGGCGGUUUAACGUCCCUCCAGCCCCACCGCCCAACGCCCCUCUCACCGUCUGCGCGUCCGGCAGCGGCGCUAUCCCCUCGUCCGACCUCGCCAAGCUCCGCGCGAGCCUCACCCUCUCGCGCAUCGUCGCCGCCGACCGCUCGGCGUGCGUCGACGGCAACCGCCACGUCCUCGGCGAGCGCACCGCCACCGACCGCCGCGCAGCCGCCGCCGAGGACGCAAAAGUGCGCGACGCCGAGCGCGACCGCAAGCGCAAGCGCGACGAGGACGACCGCCGCGCGACGGCCGAGCGCGACGAGCGCGACGGCGCCGCAAGGCGACACGCGGUCAAGGCGGCGAGCAAGGGCCGGGUCAAGCACGAGGACGACGAGCGGCGAGUGCGCGAGUCCAAGGACAAGCAGCGCGCGCUCGACGUCCUCCAGCUCGUCCAGGACAGCGAGGCGGGGAGGAGAGGCGCCGACGCAGACGGCGACACGGCCAUGGGCGACGGCUCGACGUCAACAUCGGCGGCGGCAACGCCGACAUCCGUCGCGACGCCUGCGCCCGCAAUAGUGCCCGCCAAGGGCGCACGCACAGCAGCAGCUUCACCCGACCCCGAUGACGAGCCGUUGCAGCCAAAACCGCCUCGACACCUCGACAAGAAGAAGCGCAAGCGGGACCAAGUCGUCGAGUCCGACAAUUCGGACACCGAUGACGAUCGCCCGCUCCUCCAGAAGGUCCGCACGCUCGACUCGAUCUCGGAAUCCUCCCCGUCCACUUCCUUCACCCCUCAGCACCCUUCCCUCGCCUCUACGCACGCGCCGCACCAGAAUGGCACCGACACGUUGAGCAACAUCGAGCGCAAGCUCAAGGAGGAGCGCUUCACCAAGCACUCGAUCCCGAUCAAGCCUCCUGCUCCGGGCGCCGCGAGCGCCUUCUACAUCCCGUCCACGCCGCUCGCACCUCCUCGACAGCCUGCCGUUCCGCCAGCCCCGACGCCAAAACGGCAAGCAGACGUGCGCGGCGACUUCUCGAACGCCAAGCCGGGCCAGCAGAUCGCACACUCGACCUUCACCAACUGGGUCGACGCGUACCUGCGCCCGUUCGGCGAGGACGAUCUCGCCUUCCUCGCGCCCAAGCCCGAGGACAUCAACGCGUACCUGAUCCCGCCGCUCGGCAAGCACUACCUCGACCGAUGGGAGGACGAGGACGGCGCGCAUCACUCGCAGCAGCAGCAGCACUGGCACGCGUCGCCGCUCGAGCCACCCGUCCUGCCGCGCCUGCGCCCCGACGCCCUCACCGAGGACGCCCUCGGCGGCGAGAGCAUCUUCCUCGGCCCGCUCAGCGAGCGCCUCAUGGCGGCGCUCGCCAUUGAGCCGGGGCUCGCCGCGACGGGCUCUGGAGGAGCAGGAGCGGUCGACGACACGGACAAGGACGACGGCGAGCCGCAGCCCAAGAUGCCGAUCGACGCCGUCGACCUCGAGGAGCGCGUCAAGCGCGAGUUGCGGUACCUCGGCGUCCUUCCCGAUGAAGAUGUCGACUGGUCCACGCGCGAGGACGACGAGAUCUCGUCGGCGCUGCGGGCGUGCCAGCGCCUGCUGCACCAGCAGACCGAGCUCAACGAGGCGCGCAAGUCGGUCCUCAUGUCGCUCGUCAAGGACCGCAUGGCGUACCAGGACUACGAGACGGCGCGCGACGCGCAGGAGCGCGUCAUCGAGGCCGGCUGGACCAAGCGCACCCGGACCGACGUCAAGAAGAAGAAGAAGGGCAACAAGGACCGCGAGUACCGGCGACCGGGCGCCCCACCGCUCGCGAGCGACGACCCGGCAAAGGCGCCUGUGCCCGCCGAGCUGAGCGAGGCCGUCGAGAAGCGCGACCGCCUCGUGUCGACGUUCAAGCCCUUCUUCGACGGCGCCGCCGACGACGGCGAGGGCCACGACGGCGCGGCGCGGUUCUACGGCCUGCCGACGGCGAGCGUGUACCGAGGGCUCGAGGCGCUCCUCGACGACGAGCUUGGCGAGGGAGGGGGUCAGGGCGGGGCGACGACGACGGCGCCGCCCUGA
Molecule: messenger RNA, 2112 nt
Organism: Rhodotorula graminis WP1
Lineage: Eukaryota; Fungi; Basidiomycota; Microbotryomycetes; Sporidiobolales; Sporidiobolaceae
Exons: 7
Coding region: 1-2112 (703 amino acids)
Biological process (GO): regulation of transcription by RNA polymerase II
Cellular component (GO): SAGA complex
Molecular function (GO): transcription coactivator activity
Source: RefSeq, a predicted model, not a curated record